Molecule: messenger RNA, 2302 nt
Organism: Dermatophagoides farinae (American house dust mite)
Lineage: Eukaryota; Metazoa; Arthropoda; Arachnida; Sarcoptiformes; Pyroglyphidae
Source: RefSeq, a predicted model, not a curated record
UUUUUUUUCUUCUGUUCAAUUACUGAACAAGAAAAAUUAUUUUAAUAUCAUCAUCAUCAUCAUCAUCAAACAGUGGUUUUGAUCUGGCUUACAAAUAACAAACAACAACUUGAAGAUUGAAUGUCACAAUUUUGAAAAAAAAACGACAAUGAUGAUAUGAAGAAGAAAAAGAUAAUGAUAAUAGUGAAUAAGCAAAAGCAGAUUUUCUUUGUCAUCAUCUCAUCAAAUAUGUUUAUUGAAUUAUAAUAGUAUAUCAAGUUCAAGUACGAAUUUUUUGUUUGGCUUUUUUCUUUUGUUUUACCAUCAAAUCGUAUACGACGCCACUGUGUGUGAUUGACAGUCAAACUAACCCGGAUGUUUCAAAUAUUUUAAUCAUUGAAAAUCAGAUUUAAUUGUUUUUUAUAUUUAUUUUGCGAAAAAAAAUGACCAAUAAAAAACAACAGCCAUCACCGAUGAAUGAAAGACGAAUUCUUAUAAUUGAACCAUUCUAUGGUGGAUCACAUAAACGAUUCAUUGAAACAUUGCUUCCAUUAUCAGUGGAUUAUGAUUCAGUGUUGGCUCAUACAUUGCCUCGUUCGAAUCAUAAUAAUGAAAUUAAUAAUGAUAAAAAUCAACAACAAUUGAAUCAUCAUUCAUCAAAAAUAUCGGCAAAUUUUUCGUCAAAUAAACCAUCAAAACUUCCAUUAGGUUCAAAAUCAUCAUCGUCAUCAAAAUGGCCACGUUUCAAAUUUACAUUAGUCGAAAUGUCGGCUAAAAAAUGGCAUUGGCGAUCAAGAACUAGUGCACUGUAUUUAUCUCGUGUAAUCAUCGAUAAUGCUGAUCAACAUUUUGAUGUUUUAUUUACAUCAUCAAUUUUAAAUCUUGCCGAAUUGAUUGCCUUACGGCCGGACAUUGCUCGUAUUGCAUGGAAAAUUAUUUAUUUUCAUGAGAAUCAAUUAGCAUAUCCAAUACAACAUCAUAAGGAACGAGAUUUUCAAUAUGGUUAUAAUCAGAUCCUUUCAAGUUUGGUUGCCGAUAAGAUCGUGUUCAAUUCAAAAUAUAAUCGUACAUCAUUCAUUGGCAAUAUAAGAACAUUUUUAAAAAUGAUGCCUGAUUAUCGUCCACCGGAUAUUGAUCAAAUGAUUGCCAGUAUUGAACAAAAAUCACGUAUACUUUAUUAUCCAAUUCGUUUCAAUAACAUACCAUUGAUGCAUGCACAGCGUCGUGAGAAAAAAAUUUUGCAUAUCAUUUGGCCACAUCGAUGGGAGCAUGAUAAAAAUCCGGAAGCAUUUUUCAACAUUCUUUAUCGAUUGAAAGAAGAACGGCAAAUACCAUUUAAAUUAUCAGUUCUUGGUGAAAACUAUUCCGAAGUACCAAAAAUAUUUGUUGAAGCUAAAACACGUUUAGCCGAACAGAUUGUUCAUUGGGGUUAUGUUGAAUCCAAACAAGAUUAUUACGAAGUAUUGGCCAGUGGUAAUUGUUGCAUAUCGACAGCAUUGCAUGAAUUUUUCGGCAUUUCCAUGCUUGAAGCUGCCUACUGUGGUUGUUAUCCAUUAUGUCCAUCACGUCUAGUCUAUCCAGAGAUAUUUCCAGCACAAUAUAUCUAUGAAUCGGAUGAAGAACUUUUAUUGAGAUUAGUAGAAUUCGGCAAACAACCGGAUAAGAUUCCAUUACCAUUAGACAUUGCCUAUGAUGUAUUCGAUUGGAUCUAUUGCCAGGAUGAAUAUCGUUCAUUGUUUACUAAAUUUAAUCAUUUAGGUGAUGGUGGCAGUGAUCGUUCAACACCACAACAUUCACCAACACAACCGGCAUUGAUAUCAACAUUAACAUCAAAAUUGAAAUCAUCGGUUAUGAAUCAUAAAUGAAUUGAUGAUGAUUCAACUGCCUAAAAAAAAAAUCUAUUAACAUUAUGAUAAUGAAGCACCUCAUAUAAAAUCUCAUGAAACAUCAUCACAUGAAUAAGCACCAAUUUACAUUCGGAUUGUUUUACACUAUAUAUAUUAUAUAUUUAUCAAUGUUUGUUUGUUUGUUUUCUAUCCCCAUAUAUAUUUUAUCCCUUCCUUACUGUGUGCAAAUUCAUAUUGUGUUCACACUAAUUCUUCCCCUUACCCACACACACACACACACAUAUACAAUUAUCCAAUGUUUGCAAACCUUUGACUUUGAUGUUUAAUCAGAUGAACAACAAACUAUAUUUAAUGUUACACUCCAUUUUUUUUCCUUUUCACCUACCUACACAGAAAAUAUAUUUAUUUUGCAAUAAUUAUAUAUCAUUGUUAUAUUGUUGUGAUUUGAUUAAAACGAUAAAACCUUUUUCUCAAUA